UGGCCACGCCUCCUUUCCCUUGCAUCUUUCUCACUGACCAAUAGGUUUGAAGCAUUAAGGCCACGCCCCUAUUCUGCAUUCUAGUGUGGCCCUGGUUACGCCUCCUCUGGCUCAGUCACACAGCUACCUGGUAGGUGACUGGAGGUGUAUAGUUGUCCUCGCCUGGAUUGUGCUGAUGUGGCCCCAACCCCACCACCCUACCCAUCCCAUGAUGUCCGAAGAAACCCGACCGAUCAAAUUGGCCAAGGCCAAGGAAAAGUUGAGAGACUACCAUCCCCAGGCCAACCCUAGUGUUGAUACAGGAGCAAGCGACACCAAAAAGAAGAACAUAAAUAAUGGUGCUAACUCUGAGACAAUCACUUCUGGAGGUUGCCACUCACCUGAGGAUGAAAAGAAGGCAAGCCACCAACAUCAGGAAGCCCUAAGGAGGGAGCUAGAGGCCCAGGUUCAUACCAUACGAAUCCUUACAUGUGAGAAAACUGAGCUUCAGACGGCACUCUAUUACAGCGAGCGUGCUGUCCAGCAGUUGCAAGGAGAGUGCAGGCAUCUGGUCGGCCGCCUGCAUGAUUCAUGGAAUUUUGUAAGAGAUUUAGAGCGGGAUCUCUCUGCUGUUGCUACACAGAAGAAGAAGGCUGACAGGUACAUCGAGGAGUUAACAAAGGAGAGGGAUGCCCUGAGUCUGGAACUGUACAGGAACACCAUAACCGAUGAUGAGCUGAAGGAGAAAAAUGCCGAACUACAAGAAAAACUUCGACUUGUAGAAUCUGAGAAGUCUGAGAUCCAGCUCAAUGUAAAGGAGCUAGAAAGCAAGCUGGAGAAAGCCAAGCUCCUGCUGCCACAGCAGCAGCUGCAGGAGGAGGCUGACCACCUGGGUAAGGAGCUGCAGAGUGUGUCUGCGAAGCUCCAAGCCCAGGUGGAAGAGAACGAGUUGUGGAACCGCUUGUACCAGCAACAGGAAGAGAAGAUGUGGAGGCAGGAAGAGAAGAUACAGGAGCAGGAGGAGAAGAUACGGGAGCAGGAGGAGAAGAGGCAAGAGCAGGAGGAGAAGAUACGGGAGCAGGAGGAGAAGAGGCAGGAGCAGGAGAAGGAGAUGUGGAAGCAGGAGGAGAAGAUAAAGGAGCAGGAGGAGAAGAUACGGGAGCAGGAAGAGAAGAGGCGGGAGCAGGAGGAGAAGAUGUGGAGGCAGGAGGAGAAGAUACAUGAGCAGGAGGAAAAGAUGCAUGAGCAGGAGGAGAAGAUACGGGAGCAGGAGAAGAGGAGGCAGGAGCAGGAAGAGAUUUGGAGGCAAGAGGAGAAGAUACGGGAGCAGGAGGAGAAGAUGCAUGAUCAGGAGGAGAAGAUAAGGGAGCAGGAGAAGAAGAUACACAAGCAGGAGGAGAAGAUACCAGAGCAGAAGAAGAGGCAAGAGCAGGAGGAGAUGUGGAGGCAGGAGAAGAAGAUACGGGAGCAGGAGGAGAAGAUGCAUGAGCAGGAGGAGAAGAUACAGGAGCAGAAGGAGAAGAUGCACAAUCAGGAGGAGAAGAUACAGGAGCAGAAGGAGAAGAUGCAUGAGCAGGAGGAGAAGAUACAUGAGCAGGAGGAGAUGAUAAGGGAGCAGGAGGAGAAGAUGCACAAGCAGGAGGAGAAGAUACAGGAGCAGAAGAAGAAGAUAGAAGAGCAGGAGAAGAAGAGGCAGGAGCAGGAAGAGAAGAUGUGGAGGCAGGAGGAGAAGAUACGGGAGCAGGAGGAGAAGAUGCACGAGCAGGAGGAGAAGAUACAGGAGCAGAAGAAGAAGAUAGAAGAGCAGGAGAAGAAGAGGCAGGAGCAGGAGGAGAAGAUUUGGAGGCAGGAGGAGAAGAUGCAUGAGCAGGAGGAGAAGACACAGGAGAAGGAGGACAAGAGGCGGGAGCAGGAAGAGAAGAUGUGGGAGCAGGCGGAGAUGAUUUGGAGGCAGGAGGAGAAGAUGCGUGAGCAGGAGGAGAAAAUACAAGAGCAGGAACAGAAGAUACAGGAGCAGGAGGAGAAGAUACGGGAGCAGAUGUGGAGGCAGGAGGAGAAGCUACAGGAGCAGGAGGAGAAGAUACGGAGGCAGGAGGAGAAGAUACGGGAGCAGAAGGAGAUAAUACGGGAGCAGGAUGAGAUGAUGCGGGAGCAGGAGGAGAAGAUGUGUGAGCAGGAGGAGAAGAUGCGGGAGAAGGAGGAGAAGAUGCAGAGGCAGGAGGAGAAGAUGUGGGAGAAGGAGGAGAAGAUGCAGAGGCAGGAGGAGAAGAUGCGGGAGCAGGAAACGAGGCUGUGGCAGCAGGAGGAGAAGAUGCAGAAGCAGGAGGUGGAGCUGAAGAGCCAAGAGGCUCAGAGUCUGCAGCAGCAGCGAGACCAUUCCCUGGGUCCCCUGCAGCAGUACGUGGCCGCCUAUCAGCAGCUGGCCUCUGAGAAGGAGGCUCUGCCCAGCUGCAGCAGCAGGAAGCUCAGGGAGCACCUGGAAGCUGCCAUCUACCGAGCACAUGACAAGAAGGCAAAAACAAUAAACAUGUAA
Messenger RNA from Macaca mulatta (Rhesus monkey), 2512 nucleotides. Lineage: Eukaryota; Metazoa; Chordata; Mammalia; Primates; Cercopithecidae. The record is from RefSeq and is a predicted model, not a curated record.